AUGGUGACGAAAGAAGAAGCGAUUCAGUUCAGAAUCAAUAAACUGAAACAAAAGAUCGUUAAUAUUCAGAAAGAAAUCGCUGCAAUCAGAUCAGAGUAUAAAAUAAAAUUGAAAGACAGCACCUCGCGUGAAAAAGCACUACUCUAUGCCGAGCGAAGAUCGUUUGUUCGCGCAAAGCGUCAAAAGUUGGAGAUCUACACUGAGAGAAUAAAGACUCUCCAAGCAGCACCUAAACCAGUGGCAGCACCUAAACCAGUAGCAGCACCUAAACCAGUAAAACAACCUGCAACAGCAGCACCUCCACCAGCUGUAGUCGUUAAGAAGCCAGCGGCAGUAAAACAACCUGCACCAGCUGCACCUGUACCUGUUGUGGUUAAGAAACCAGCCAAAGUAAAACAACCUGCACCAGCUGCACCAGCUGCCCCAGUUCCUGUCGCUAUAGCUGUUCCUGUACCAGUUGUAAUUCCAAAGCCAUUCUCAGUUAAGCUCCAAGACUUGGAUUCAUAUUCAGCCGGUCAGUUGCAAAAGGAGUUUGAAUCGAUGUGCCGCCAGAUCAGAGAUUGUCAGGAUGACAUCAUUAAAGUCCAAAAGCAAGUAGCCAAGUUGAGGAUUCAGCAACCACAGAGCAGAACCAAACAGCAAUGGAAGGAUUUGGAAAUUAGUUCAACAAGUAAUUUGAAGAAUCAUUUAAUAUUACUAUGUAAUGAGAAGACUAAAUACUUGAAAGUAAUAGUAAUGAGAAGUAAAGGUCAAGUUGUCUCCAACACCGUUAUUAAGCAUUCAACUCCAAUCGUUUCUCCUCCUCCACCAGUAAAGAAAUCGGCUCCAACAGUUUCUCCUCCUUAUAAAAAAAAAAAACCUCCUCCACCAACCACUCCAAUAGUACAUAGAUCAGCUCAAAAGGAGAUUGAUGAAAUUAGUAUAUUAGGAAUGAAUUCUUUUGAGGUGAUCGAUAUCUUUUUAAGAUGUAGACCGUCAAGAGUUGGAUUCCUUUCACAUCGUCUCACUCAAUUUGAAAAUAAGGACGAUCGAGCACACAUGGAGUAUGUCGGUGACAUUCUACCGUUGAUGUUUGAAGAGUUGAGGUCUCAGAUUACCCAGGAGUUGGAGAGUAGAGGUGCAUUCGUUAUGGAGAAUGGACAGUUUAACUAUGACAAGCUGGAGAGAACUUCGUGUUUGAUUGGAAAUAUCGACUUGCCAAAGAACGAUACUGGAGGAAUCAUCUUGUCGCUCGACUACAAAUAUACUAAACCCGAGAAUGAAUUGAAUAUAAAGGAUCUUCUGUUACUCAGGCUGCGUGACAAAUCGGUAUUCGGUCUCAUUGUUAAUCAGAAGCCGAGUAUGCUUCAAAAACAACAGAGUAUUCUCAUUCAUUUGAUGGACAAUCAAUCGGAUGCACCUCAUACCAGUGAGUUCAUCGAUGAUCUCUAUCAAGAAAAGAGGAAAGGAGGCAAGACACCGAUCUCUCCUGCCUAUCAAAUGCCGGGAUUGGUUGGAACCAUCUUACGUAAUCAAUUAAAUCAAUCGCAAUUCAAUGCAAUUUCAGAGUCAUUGGCAAGUCGACAUGUAUCAUUAAUUCAAGGUCCACCUGGAACUGGUAAAACCAAAACAAUCAUUAGUUUAUUGGCUAUUUUCAAUGCUAUUUUGCCCAUGACUGCAAAGAUUUUGGUUUGUGCACCAUCCAAUGUUGCAGUUGAUGAAGUUGGUUUAAGAGUUUUGAAAGAUGGUCUUCUCGAUAAUUCCGGAGGCAGAACCGAUCCAUCCAUUGCUAGAAUCGGAAGAUUAGAAGCCAUCAACGAGAAUAUCCAUCAGAUAUGUGUCAGUAAACUUCAGACUCCUGAUUCCAAGAAAAUAAUGAUAAAGAGAUCAAGAAUCAUUUUAUCGACACUUUCUGGAUCAGGUUCAAUGAUCUUGGCGCAACCCGAAUUCUAUCCUUCGGUCGUAAUUGUCGAUGAGUCCACACAGUCGUGUGAACCAUCCACUCUCAUCCCACUGCUCAGAAACCCAUACUCCAAGGUCAUUCUUAUCGGUGAUCCCAAGCAGUUGCCACCAACUGUAUUCUCUACAAUUUCCAGUCGAUUCAACUAUGAUGUUUCGCUCUUUGAGAGACUCGCCAAGUAUUUCCCAGUGCACAUGCUCGACACCCAGUAUCGUAUGCAUCCAAAGAUUUCGAAAUUCCCAUCCAACCAAUUCUACAGCGCCAAACUCAAGGACGGUGAGAAUGUCGUUAAAUAUAACAACUCGUUCUAUACCGAUCCCAAAUAUGGACCGAUCAAUUUCUAUCAUAUUCCAGACUCACAAGAGCUUAAGACAAUUGGAAAAUCAAUCAAGAACAGUCUGGAAAUCAGAUUGGUAUUUACGUUGUUGAAGAAACUCGUACAGGAUCAUCCAGAGGUCAAGUCGAUGAGUGUCGGUAUUAUCACACCUUACAAGUUGCAAAAGAAGGAACUCCAAGAUGCCAAGAGUCAUUUCAAUGAGAAGAUGGAUGUUGUUGUGAAUACUGUCGAUGGAUUCCAAGGUGCUGAAAAGGAUAUCAUUAUCUUUUCAUGUGUUCGAAGUGAAAAGAUUGGAUUCCUCAAGGACACUCGUCGUAUCAAUGUUGGUAUCACUCGUGCAAGAAGAGCACUCUACAUUGUCGGUUCAUCAAAGUUGCUGGAACAAGAUCCAAAUUGGGGUGCAUAUCUUCGUAACAUCAAAUCGACCGUCAAGAAAUUCAUCUCGAUCGAUUCAAAUGGAAUCAGUGUAUUAGAGGAGCAAGUUAGACAGUUUGAUAUUGCACAUCCCGAUGAUUUGAUCGAUACAAGUCAAGAGGAUUUCAAAGAACUUGAAGACUUGUUUGAUGAUCGUGAUGAUAGAAUUUUCAAGGAUAUCGGUGAUGACGAUGAUGAUGACGAUGGAGAUAGUGAGGAUGAGGAGGAAGAAGAAGAAGUAGCAGAAAUGAAGAAAGUGGAACAAACUAUUGAACCAAUAUCAACAACAAUGAAUUGGUUAACCAAUAGACUGAAAUCAAUGUCAUUAUGGAAGUCUACCGAUCCAUCGAUACCGCUGAAGAUAAGGGAGAUUGAGCAAAAUCUUGGAGAGUACAAUCAACUUCGCGAAUUUAGAAUCAAUGCUACUAUUAGAGCGAAAAUAGUGGAUACCAGAAAGUUGAUUUGGAGAGUGCUGAGAGAUACUCUUAGGAAGUUAAAGAUUGAAAAUUCGAAAUACGAUGUUUCUGAACUGUUGGUUACACACAACAACAACGACGACAUGUCAAAUCAGCUGAUUGCACUCUACAUAGGAAAGACCUGUCCAAACGAAACAAUCAAGAAAAAGAGUUUCCAAUCACUGGAAAACCAUUGUCAAAAGGCAUUCCCAGGUUCCAAGCUGAAGCCAUACGGAUCGUUUGUCAAUGGAGUGCAAACUGCCUCAAGUGAUAUCGAUGUAUGUUUCUCAGUCGUUGGUGUUCCAACCGAUACCAAUUCAAAACUCCUUCAUCUUAUGAAAAGAGUUGCCAUUAGUAUAAAGAAAAGUAAGUAUCCUCUUCCUGCUACAAUAUCACAAUUCCUAACUUAUCAAUUCAUUUAUAUUUCAGAUACUUCAUAUGAAUUGGAAAAGAUUAUUAGAUUUUCAAGAGUACCGAUUCUUAGAUUCAAGGAUAUUGGAAGUGAUAUUUCUUUCGAUAUGUGUUUCAAUAAUUCUUUGCCAGUUGGAAAUUCGUUGUUGAUCAAAGAAUAUACUAUGAUUGACGCUCGUGCUAAAGUAUUGAUGUUGUUGAUCAAGUAUUGGGCAUCGAGAAAGGAUAUCAAUGACGCAUCAAUGGGAACACUUUCAUCUUAUAGCUGGCUGAAUAUGGUUAUUUUCUAUCUCCAAUGUGUCAGUCCACCUGUGCUGCCUUGUCUCCAAUCAACACUGACAAACACCACACCAAAGAGUUCUAUCAUUAGCAGUUCGGAGGAUGGUUGGAAAUUCCUUAAUUCACUAACACUCAAUUUCAAGAGUACCAACACCAUGUCAUUGUUCCAGCUGUUUAGUGGAUUCUUCUCAUUUUACUCGAGAUUCGAUUUCGCAAACCUCUUGAUUACAAUCAAACGAGGCUGUUUGACCAACAUUAGAAUGGCAACUAAACUCUAUUUGGAUCACAACCGAAAGCAAAAUAUCUGUAUCGAAGAUCCAUUCAAUCCACAACAGAAUCCAGCAGCUUCAGUUGGUAGAAAUGCAUUCGAUGUCAUUCUCUACGAGCUUAAAUCGGCCGAGCAAAAACUUUCCUCACUGAAAUCCAAUGAAACAGUCGAUGUAUUCAUGGAGUCAACCUUGAUGAAAUUCUGUAGAACUAAAUAA
Heterostelium album PN500 is the source of this 4320-nucleotide messenger RNA. RefSeq names its product adenylyl cyclase. Lineage: Eukaryota; Evosea; Eumycetozoa; Acytosteliales; Acytosteliaceae. Gene Ontology annotation, biological process: termination of RNA polymerase II transcription. The coding region runs from base 1 to 4320 and encodes 1439 amino acids. The record is from RefSeq and is a predicted model, not a curated record. The transcript is spliced from 4 exons. Gene Ontology annotation, molecular function: transcription termination site sequence-specific DNA binding; helicase activity. Gene Ontology annotation, cellular component: nuclear body.